AUGGACUUUUUAAAAGUACAGAGACCUGUGCGUUUUUGACUCCCCCCACUACAAUCAGUUGAGCGACUGAACGGGGCCAGGACUUGGGAAUCAAUGCGGUGUCAGCUGGAAGGACGUGGGGUCCGGAUCUCACCUCAACGCUGAUACGUCCUGGGAGUGAUGCACUGGCUUCCCCUGGUUGCCAUGGUGAUCGCCUCGGCCCUGCCCUUCCCUCACAAGCCUGUAUCCAGGAUAGCCUACGCCGCCAGUGUGGACGACGACCCGCGUCGGCUCCCGCUGGACUACAACUCCCAAGGAAAUGCCUUGCAAAAGGACUACAAAACGGCUGCACUUGAGAACUGCACCAAGAACUCCCCCGAAAGGAGCGGCAGUCGACCAGACCACACCAGGGUGGAUGGCGGUUUUCUGGACUCGACAAAUGGACCCACGCAAGUCUCUGAAGUGGAAACCCAGAUAAUCCAAAGUCCUGCAUCUGCCGGUCCGAGGACUCGGAGAGGAUCUACGACGACCUUUCCCAGAGAGCAGCUCAGGAACACGACAAGGAGGGGCCCCACUCUGGUGGGGGCGACACCAACCCCAGCCAGCGGCAUGGUCAAUGGAACCCCAGAGGCAGGAAUGAGCAUCGUGGAAGGUCUCCUAGAAGGGGAUGAGAUGUUUCUGGAUACUCACCCUCGGGUCCUGUUCUCCUCAUCAGCUUCGCCUCCAGACCACCCGCCCCUCCUGGUCAUGCUGGAAGGCGGCCUUUUGGAGGACGAGAGAGUGGAAUUGGAGGACACCCAUGUGGAGGGCCACGGGGAUCAGAGCCUCAGUUGGGUCAACGCGUCUGGAUUUGCAUCCGACGUGGGCCGCCCCCUCAGGAGGGAAAAACGCUCGCAUUUGAUGGACCGGCGUCGAGGUGAGAAGUCAGUGUGCGAGGCGGAGAGUGUAUGGGUGACGGACAAGAAGACAGCCAUUGACUCGCGGGGCCAGACGGUCACCGUCUUGCAGGACAUCCAAACACUGACUGGUUCGCUCAAGCAGUUCUUCUAUGAGACUCGUUGCCGCCAGGCUGAGCAGCAAAAGAGCCACAACCCUGCCACCAGGGGGGCAUCCCAGCCCACUGGGGUGGCGGGUGCCGGUUGCUUGGGUGUGGACAAGAAACAGUGGGUGAGCGAGUGCAAAGCCAAGAAGUCGUACGUGCGCGCCCUCACCAAGGACGCCAACAACCGGACAGGGUGGAGGUGGAUCCGAAUCGACUCCUCCUGCGUUUGCGUGUUGCUCUCCCGAGCCAAUCAGAUCCUGGCCCGCGAGGCGCUUGCCAGGAGGGGGCGGGGAUAACCAUACGACACAACUCAAAGACCUCACAGGAGAACAUAUGUUUUUCUACGAUUUACCUUUCAUAGCCUAAGUUAUUAGUACGUAAGCAUGUGUUUGACUUUGAUAUUAAUAUAUUCCUACAUCUGUCUGUAUACCUGCGGUGCUUAACAAAUGGAUAACUGUAUUCAAAUACUUAAUUUUCAGUCAGAAAUUAAUCAAGCACAACAUUCAACCAGUCUUUUUUUUUUAAUCACUCCAGAAUCCAAGGAAAUUACAAUUAUUUAUGGGGUUGGGGGUGUAAUUAUAUGACUUUUUUUUCAAGAGAUGUCAUUGGUUUAUGUGGAAAAUGCUAAACAUUUAGUAGAAUAAAAUUUGGAAGGAAAAAAACAGGGUCCUAAUUUACAAGGUAGAAGAACUGUUCAGAAAAAAUGGUCCCCUUACAUUUUUUAAUUCGGAAUUUUGCAAGAUGGAAAAUCAUCCAUCUAUCUAUUUUCUAAGCCACUCAUCCUCACAAGGGUCACAGGAGUGCCAAAACUUUCUUUGCACGGGAGACGGGGUACACCCUGAAUUGGUUGCCAGCCAAUGGACCUUUCCGACUGGCGAUCUUGAGCUCCACCCCCCAUAGCUACAUUUGCUAUGUCCCACGAGCUGCCAAAAUGGCGACUGAACAGAACAGCUUUGAAGUGGAUUCUCUAUCGUGUAUUCGAGAUAAUAUUGCGGUAUGUUUUUUGCCAAAUGUGUCAGACUUGUCCAAGAGAGUUCUACAGAGAGGUCUUAAAUAUUUCACGCAAGGAUUUGUACACGGAAUUAAGAUUUUGAACAGAGCAGGACGCAAUAUCAGAGUUACAGCGAAAUGUUGGCGAUCGAUGCAAAAAGGUUUGACGCCUCACAAACUUCAUAUUAAAAUCCAACAGGAUAAAAUAGUGGAAUUGUACUGCGCAUGUAAAGCAGGGAGAGUACUUUUUACUUGGAAAGAUCACAAGUAACAUUAUUGUGGUCUUUAUUAGUGAGUGGGUGUAUUCAUUUGACUUGGCUUGUAAUGGAACCCAGUGCUCUGUUUUAAAAGUCCGAUGUGAUACAAAUGUGCAAAAGACAUUUCUCUUGCAUGACGUGCCGCAUUUACGUAUCUCUCACCCGACUCUCAUGACACACUUCAUUCAGCAGGUCAGUGCUACACGAACAAAGUGAAAGUUGUUCUCCUGCAAUGUAUAAAGCACUGAUAAUAAUUCAAUCAAACUCUGAUAAGUUACUUUUCCAUCACUUACCUUCGAACAUACAGCCUUGUGUUUGUUGAUAUUAUCCACACUUAGUUGUAUGUGCUUCGCAAGUCUUAAUCCAUCGGAGACACAUCCUCAACUGUGUUUUAGGCUUUGGAAAAUGAAUCAACCAGCCCCCUUGUAACCUAGCAGGAUAUCUUUCAUCAGAAUUGCACCUUCCCCAGGCGCAUCUAAGGACAAUUUUCUUUGUAACAUUAACUUUUCCAAGCGCACGCGGCUGACAACAAGCAUUGCUUGUGGGACAAUAUGCUGAGAGGGGCGUGUCAAGCCAGGGGUUAAGACAAUGCAGUUAUCUGAUUGGCUAUUAUUGUAUGAGUGAUUGACAGGUCAGAAAGGGCCAUUGCGAAUGUAAAAUUCAUACGAACAGAAAAAGGUGGGGGGAAAAAAUUUAAUUAUACCAUAAAAAAUUUGGUGUUUUAAAAAUAAUUUCAAAAAUAUAGGAAUAUUUUAUUGAAUGUUACACAAAUUCUAAUUUACUAUAAAAAAAAAGUUUAUUUGAAAAAUUGUCAUUUUAUAAGAAAAACAUUUGUAAAAUUAAGUGGGGAAAAAAUUUUUUUUUACACAUUUUGAGUGUAUUUUACUGUAUGAUCUUUUUGAGAUUUUUUUCUUUUUAAAACAACCAGAAACGGGUCAAAAUUUUAUGCAAAUAAAGCUCGGAAUUUUACCCCCAAAAUUUUGACUACAUUGAAAAUGCUGAACAUCUACUGUAAAAAGGUAAAAUUAUAAAAGCAAUUAUUUUACUAUUAUUAGAUAUGGUUUAGAGAAAAGAGGGUUGUUUUACAAGCAAGCAAAGUAGUUUGUAAGCAAGAGGUAAAAUGUAAAUCUACCAGAAUUUUUUUUUUUUUAAAAACAAAUGUGUAAUUGUACUUUUACAUAGAAGUAGUUUUUUAAAAUUGUUUUUAAAAAGCAUUUGUCAGGAAAAUUGUCAUUUUACAUUGAUUAGGUUGUAAUGCAAUCAUAAAAGUAACAAUUUUCAACAGACGCGUCAUAUUCACCGUAUGUCCAUUUUAUAUGUUUAAUAUGGGAAGAUUUUAUCUUUUUUAUAUAAUAUAUAAAUAUAUUUAUAUGUAUAUAUAUUAUAAAUAUAAAAAUAUAUUUUUUUAUAAUUUAAUUUUUACAAAUUGCAAUUCGUAUAAUUCGAAAAAAAUCCCAAUCUGAUGAGGAUAAAUGACAAUUCCAAGAGUUUUCUGUCAUUCAGGAGACAUUUCACUUCGUAAUCUUUUGGGGGGGGUUCCCUUUUUUUUUUUCUUCAUGCAGCUGUGGACGAAACCUUCAAUUUGCAUCCAUUUGUUAAGCACUGUACAGUAUCUAUGUUAGUAUGUAUGGGGCUUGUAUAUUUAUAGGAGAGCGGAAGUACAAGACCAUGCUUGUCCAUGGAAGAAGUGGCGUCCCAUUUGGAGGUUUUGUGUGAAUGUUGGACCAGACGGGACCAUCUUUUCAAUAAAUGA
Messenger RNA from Syngnathoides biaculeatus (alligator pipefish), 4021 nucleotides. RefSeq lists its product as uncharacterized. Bases 160 to 1317 code for a protein of 385 amino acids. The record is from RefSeq and is a predicted model, not a curated record. Gene Ontology annotation, biological process: regulation of neuron differentiation; negative regulation of neuron apoptotic process; nerve growth factor signaling pathway. Lineage: Eukaryota; Metazoa; Chordata; Actinopteri; Syngnathiformes; Syngnathidae. Gene Ontology annotation, molecular function: nerve growth factor receptor binding; growth factor activity. The transcript has 2 exons.